AUGUCCCCGCAGGACCAAGAGAUGGCAUGCGCCGCAGCACAUGAAGACUUUGGUCGUCAUCAACAAACGCCCAACCAUCAACGAACAGCAGUAACCAAAUGCGACAUCCUCAUCAUAGGCGCCGGCGCCGGCGGCUUGGCUGCGGCGGCAGCUGCGCAUGACCAAGGGCUCAGAGUCAUCCUGGUGGAGAAGGAAGGUCAUGUUGGCGGCACAACUUUCAGGUCCGGUGGCUGCAUGUGGAUGCCCAACAAUUUUCUCAUGCAGGAAACUGGCAUCGAAGAAAGCAAAGAACAAGCCGCACGCUACAUCAAUGCUGUGGCAAAACUUGGAAGCCCGGUCCUUGAGGAACAAGCCGUUCAUGUGGACCUGCGUGAUAAGCGCCUCGACGCUUUUUUGAUGCAGGGGCCCGAGAUGAUGAGAUACUUUAGAGACCAGGGUUUCCGAUGGAUGGCCAGACCGUCCCAGUUCCCAGACUAUCACCCGUACGUUGACGGUGCGGUCGAGCAUGGCCGCACCUUGGACCCAGCGGUUUUCGAUGCGGCAAGCCUGGGCCACUACCAGAAGUACCUUCCGAAGCCAGAUGGUGCCCCUGUGGUCCCUAGGUUUGAGGACUUCCGGGUCUUGACAAGGUUGCGUUCUUCAAGACCUUGUCCUGCGGAAGCCUCGGCUCUUCCAAAGGGGAUGGUGAGGCCCAUGUCCAUGGGACGAUCGCUCAUCGCUCAGCUUCUCAAGGUGUGCAAGGAACACGACAAUGUAGAGAUUUGGACUGGGUGGGAGCUGAGCGAACUCUUGCUAUCUGAUCACGAUGGAGGCGUGGUAGGAGCAAGAGUUCACCGCGGAGGCGGUGAGGAACACGUCAACAUACACGCAUCGUUGGGUGUGAUCUUAACCACAGGAGGUUUCUCCCAGAACCAGAAAAUGAGGGAUGCAUACCUCGGGGGAACAACCACUAAGGAGACAACUUCGUUCAUGUCGACCAGGGCUGAAUGGAGCCUAGCAUCUAACGGGGACGCUGGCAUCGCGCUGCAAGCCGGACUGAAGAUUGGUGCUGGUAGUGCACAGCUUGGUCAAGUCUGGGGUAUUCCCACCAUGGUCGAUCCCAGGACGGGAAAAGUGACGGAAGCCAUGUUUGCGAUAUCCAAGCCAUUCUCCAUCGUCGUUGAUGCAUCUGGCUGUCGCUUCUUUUCCGAGUCCCAACCCUACGGUGAGACAGUGAGGUCCAUGUACAAGAGAGCGAGUGAGGACGCGGGAGCGGCCACAUUUUGGCUUGUCUUUGACCGGCAAUACAGCAGAAGGUAUCCUAUCGGGAGCCUCAAGAGCGCCUGGCAGACCGAACAAGCCAUCAAACAAGGCUUUCUCUCACGAUCCGAUACUAUUGACGGCCUAGCUGAGCAAAUGAGGGUACCGAAGCACAGCCUGCAGGCGACAGUAGGCGAGUGGAAUGCAAUGUGUGAUCAGGGUAGGGACAAACAUUUCCAUAGGGGCGAGGACAAGUACCAGAAGUUCAUUGGCGAUCCAACCGUGGAGCCAAACCCAUGUAUGGGUCCUGUCAGUAAAAGCCCCUUUUACGCCAUCCGGAUCUUUCCCGGUGAUGCCGGCACGCAAGGCGGCCUUGAGACUGACCAGCACGGAAGAGUACUCAGGGCGGAUGGCAGCGUGAUUUCUGGUUUAUUUGCUGGCGGCAACGCAUCAGUUGCCCUACUUGGAACUCAGGGGGCGGGAACGACACUCGCCCCUGCGAUGACCGAGGGCUUUGUCGCGGUGAGAUACAUGCGGCAUUUGGCCGACGGCGGUGGCGUCCUGCUCACGGAUGAGAAUGACGAUGUGGUCUAUUAG
This is a messenger RNA of Fusarium poae, 1836 nucleotides long. RefSeq lists its product as uncharacterized. The coding region runs from base 1 to 1836 and encodes 611 amino acids. Lineage: Eukaryota; Fungi; Ascomycota; Sordariomycetes; Hypocreales; Nectriaceae. The transcript has a single exon. The record is from RefSeq and is a predicted model, not a curated record.